Messenger RNA from Zea mays, 1525 nucleotides. The record is from RefSeq and is a predicted model, not a curated record. Lineage: Eukaryota; Viridiplantae; Streptophyta; Magnoliopsida; Poales; Poaceae.
AUCGUGCUGCUGUCAUUUCCACUUGCCUCCUCAAUCAAGGCAACCGCCUCGACCACUCAAAUGCUGCCGACAACCGCCACGGCCGCCGCGCCGCCGCCGCCCACGGCCGGCCCCGCCUCCUCCCCGAGCGAGCCGCACGCCGCGCUCCUCCUGGCUCUGACCUACAUGCGGCUGCGCGAGCUGCUGUCCUGCGCUCGCACGUGCCGCGGCCUCCGCGAGGCCGUCGCGGGGGACCCGCUCCUGUGGCUGCGCCUCGUCGUGGAGCCGCCGCUCAGCCACCGGAUCACGGACGAGGCGCUCCUCGCGUUGACGGACAGGGCGCAGGGGAGGCUCCGGUCACUCCACCUCCUCGGGUGCCCCCGCGUAUCCGACGCCGGCCUGCUGCGCAUCGUCGAGCGCAACCACGACGUCACCGAGCUUUUUGUGCCCAGAUGCACAGGAUUAACAGCUGAUGGUCUGGUGAAAAUCAUUCAUUUUCUGCAUGGGCAGCACAAAGGCAAUCUAAGUCGUGUUCGACUGCAUGGUAUCUGCAAGGUGAAUAACCACCAUCUCGAUAUUAUCAAGUCUCUCAUGUGCAGAGGUAGCCAACAACAAGAUGCUCAAGCACUUCACUACAACCAUAGAGUCCAUGAAGUGCUGAACACGGACGACGGUCGCCCUAUUGAUGUAGAUUUGUGCCCUUUGUGCAGAAAUGUGAGACUCGUGUUUGAUUGUACAAGGAAGAACUGCAGGGAAGUGAAGGAUGGCCGGUCUCGAUGCCGCGGUUGCUUCUUUUGUGUUGCUAGAUGUGAAACUUGUGGUGGCUGCAUCGACCUGGAGGAGCUCGGUGAGUCUGGACUAGCCUGCUCUGACUUUCUGUGCAUGGAUUGCUGGCUCAAGCUUCCAAAAUGCUGCACAUGCAACCGUCCCUACUGCGAGAGGCAUUCAAAUUUGAAAGAGAAUCUAUCAGCGUCUGGGCAGUUCACAUGUCAGGAGUGUGCAGCGUUUGCUACCUCACUCAGAAGUCGGGGAGAAGGUUACUAGAAGAGAUGUUGGCUGCUCUGUCUCGGUAACCAAAUAAUUGGGACUUUUAACACGUGACUCGUUCCCCUGUAACAAACAGCCUUUCUUAUUGAUUCAAUCAUCUCGUGUGGACGGAGCUUAUAAGACCUGAUGGAGUAACUAGAAGCUUAAUUGUCUUACUGCUUUCGUCAAACAAAGUGGGUGCAGACCUCAAGGUCUUGCGCAUCCAACUUGUCUGAAUGAAGGGACUGCCAUGUCAAGGGGGGACAAUGUGAGCAACAUUGACAGUUGAAGGGCUGCCAUAAUUCAACAUUGACAAUGUGAGCAACGUUGUUUAAGAGUCGUGUGUGCCCAUUGCAACAUGGCAAUAACUUUGUACCUCAGGGCUGUCAGUGCAAAUGUUUCUCAACGUUUGUCUUGGUUCUGUAUAAUUUACAACGUACUGCCAUGUAUACACACCAUGUGAGCGAAGCAACAUCUGAUCUGAAGUGAGGAAGAAAGAAUACAAAAGUUAUAUUGUCAA